UAUAUAUCUACUUUAUUCGAAUUUGACUCUAGAAUCUCUCAUACAUAUUUUGUGCUAAUAUAACUUAUUUCAAGAUACAUUUCCAUUUGAUAAAAAAAUGGCUGCAAUGGACAUGGAAUUAAAAAAGGCGUUUACCGAAGUGCAAAUCCAUCGUGUUGAAACGACGAAAAAGAUGAAUAUGCUGGAUAUGAAGCACGAUAUGGUCAAAACCGGUAAACAUAAAUGUAUCCUUACUGAAAAAGGUACAAGCGAUUUACCUGACGACGCUAGAGUUUAUCUUUCAGUGGGUAGAAUGUUCGUUUUAACCAAUGUACAGAACAUGCGAGAGGAUCUAAAAUCUAAACAAGAAAAAUGCCAAAAAACUCUGGAUCUACUAGAAAAAAAGAAGGAAUUUCUUGCCAAGAGUUUAAAGGACCAAGAGGACAAUCUUAGAGAGUUAGUGAAACAGAAAAAAUAUUCUGGCACAAAGGCGUCCAAUGCGGAAUAAUAACAAUUUUUUGUUUAAUCUUUUUAUAACAAUUCAUCUAUAUUAAAAUUUGCAUAACAAACGAA
Molecule: messenger RNA, 552 nt
Organism: Eupeodes corollae
Lineage: Eukaryota; Metazoa; Arthropoda; Insecta; Diptera; Syrphidae
Gene: Pfdn1
Product: prefoldin subunit 1
Exons: 3
Coding region: 98-487 (129 amino acids)
Biological process (GO): protein folding
Cellular component (GO): cytoplasm; prefoldin complex
Molecular function (GO): protein folding chaperone
Source: RefSeq, a predicted model, not a curated record